AUGGCUCAGGAAUAUAAGCUGAAAGGCAUCAGUAGCCUUGACCUCAAGCCUGGUGAGAAACGCGAGGUCGAGGUCGAGGGUAUCGAAGAGGGGAAGGUAUUGUUGUGUAAUGUGGGGGGAAAGGUCACAGCUCUGGGAAGCAGGUGUACCCAUUACGGAGCUCCUCUGGUGAAGGGUGUUCUGACCGGUGAAGGCCGCUUGACCUGUCCAUGGCAUGGAGCUUGCUUCAAUGCAUCAAACGGAGAUAUCGAGAACGCCCCAGCUCUUGAUGCUCUCCCAUCUUUCAAGCUUUCCGAAAAGAACGGCGCGAUUUACGUGACGGGCGAGCAACAGAGCAUUAAAGGUAGCCGAAGGAAGCCCAACAUCAAGAUCUCGGGAGGUGUAGGAGCAGAGAAGGUGGUCAUUGUUGGUGGUGGAAGCGGUACGUUGGGUACCUUGGAAACACUCCGGGAGAAUGGGUUCAAGGGCUCAAUCACCGUGAUUGGCAGUGAAGGAUAUCUGCCAAUUGAUCGGACCAAGCUAUCAAAGGCCCUCAUUGAUGAUCCAGCCAAAAUUGCUAUCAGAGAUCAAGCCUGGUUCAAAGAUGGCUCGAUUGAUAUUAUCGAAGACGUGGUCACAGGUGUCGAUUUCUCAGGAAAGAAGGUUUCCACCAAGGGUGGCAGCUCAUACCCUUACACAAAGUUGGUUUUGGCAACGGGUGGGAGUCCUAAAAACCUCCCGCUACCGGGCUUCAAGGAGCUAGGUAAUAUCUUCCCUCUCCGGACUGUUCCUCAUGUCAAGGCUAUCAACGCUGCGAUCGGCCAAAAGAAUAAGAAGAUCGUGAUCAUUGGAAGCUCUUUUAUCGGCAUGGAGGUUGCGAACGCGGUAGCAAAAGACAACGAUGUCACCGUCGUCGGUAUGGAGAGCAGACCAUUAGAACGGAUUAUGGGCGCGCAAGUUGGCGCGAUCUUUCAAAAGAACCUUGAGAAGAACGGCGUCAAGUUCAAGAUGAGUGCAGGUGUCGAAAAGGCUAGCCCCUCCAAAUCCGACCCAUCCAAGGUUGGCUCCAUCGAACUGAAGGAUGGCACAAGCCUUCCAGCCGAUUUAGUUGUUCUAGGUGUCGGCGUCAGUCCAGCCACCACUUUCCUGGAGGGCAACAAGGCCGUUGAGCUUCAGAAGGACGGAUCAUUGAAGACCGAUGAGUACUUCGCAGUCUCGGGACUGAAGGAUGUCUAUGCGAUCGGUGAUAUUGCAACAUACCCAUACCAUGGCCCAGGAGGCGAUGGCGCCCUUACACGCAUCGAACAUUGGAACGUUGCACAGAACGCAGGCCGAGCUGUAGCUGCACAAAUUGCCAACGCUUCCACCAAGCCUAAAGCCUUCAUGCCAAUCUUCUGGUCUGCAUUGGGUGCACAACUCCGUUACUGCGGAAAUACGCCAAACGGAUGGGAUGAUCUCGUCUUGAAGGGUCAGCCCGAGGAGGGUAAAUUUGUGGCGUAUUACACGAAGGGCGAGACAGUAGUUGCAGUUGCCACCAUGCAGAUGGAUCCCGUCAUGGUGCAGGCUUCGGAGCUGAUGAGGAGAGGGAAGAUGCCCACGAAGAGCGAGUUACAGAAGGAUGUUGAUAUCCUGCAGAUCAGUGUUCCAGCUGAGAUCACCAUCUAA
This is a messenger RNA of Amorphotheca resinae ATCC 22711, 1644 nucleotides long. RefSeq lists its product as hypothetical. Gene Ontology annotation, cellular component: cytoplasm. Gene Ontology annotation, molecular function: oxidoreductase activity, acting on NAD(P)H; 2 iron, 2 sulfur cluster binding; flavin adenine dinucleotide binding. The transcript has 2 exons. Lineage: Eukaryota; Fungi; Ascomycota; Leotiomycetes; Helotiales; Amorphothecaceae. The record is from RefSeq and is a predicted model, not a curated record. Bases 1 to 1644 code for a protein of 547 amino acids.